Messenger RNA from Sapajus apella (tufted capuchin), 4556 nucleotides. It is a transcript of the gene ZNF184, whose product is annotated as zinc finger protein 184. Gene Ontology annotation, biological process: regulation of transcription by RNA polymerase II. The record is from RefSeq and is a predicted model, not a curated record. The coding region runs from base 2793 to 4001 and encodes 402 amino acids. NCBI's taxonomy places the organism in Eukaryota, Metazoa, Chordata, Mammalia, Primates, Cebidae. Gene Ontology annotation, molecular function: DNA-binding transcription factor activity, RNA polymerase II-specific; RNA polymerase II cis-regulatory region sequence-specific DNA binding. The transcript has a single exon.
UUCCAGUUAUCUGGUUGUCAGUGAACAGAAGGCAAGCAUUUGAGAUAUUUAGCUGCAUUCUUUUGGUUACUUUUUAUUGCUGGAAUUUGACCUGAUAAUGAUAUUCAUGGUAAAUCAGCCCUCAGUUCUAUCUUUAUCAGCAUCUAGAAUAGAUUUAUUCUUAGCUGGUCAGUUGGUUGCCAUUGUCUUUAUAAAAAUGAUGUAUAGUUUUGUAGAUGUCUCUACAGGUAACUGACACUGUGACAGUAUGUACAUUGAGGUGACCACUAGCCCUGAGCGUAAUUUCCCUCAUCCUCUUCAUUGCCAUCUUCUUGGAGCUGUCUUGAUGAUCCUGCCCCUCAGAAUCAUGAUCUAUAACCCUGAUACAUAUCUGUCUCACUGGUCUACCUUUCUCUUGCCCACUGGUUGUCAACAUCCUUGAUUACUUCUCCAUGCAUGGGAUGUCAGAAUACUAUGGUCAAUGUCUGUAGACUUUGUAUGUAGUAAAGGGGGAAUUACUUUCUGCAGUAGGGAUGGUAUUGUUCAAUCUGGUCUUCUGGAACUUUCUCCAUCCCUUCAUUCUUUGCCCUACCCUUUAUAUUCCAGUAAUUCUGUUGGUUACUGAGUAGAGGACAUGACAACGUGGAUGAUAGCGGCCAUGGUCUGUUUCAUGUUGCCUUCAAGUGGAACCCCAACCAGGGUUGGAGAUCUGCCACUUCCAUGCACUGUUGUUUAACAGAAUCAGACUCCAUGGUCUCCAUAUCUUUCACUGUGAAGUACUUCCAGAGGUAUUCUUUAUGGCCACCUGCUAUGCAAACAUACCUUCCUUGGUGUCAUUUCUGUUGAUGAAAACAUAUUUCUUUCUUGAACAAUGGGCUGUUUCCAAAGUCUGUAUUGUAUUGAUCUUGUCCCUGCUGCUGAAAUUCUGCUGCUAUGAUGCUGCCUACACUAAUACAUGCUGUGCUAUUACCCGUGUUGCCAGGUGUGGAGGGGAUGCUAGUCGGCUCUGGGGUCUGCCCCAGUGCUCAUGCUUGCAGUGAUAGUGAUAAUGAUAGUGACUGGGCUUGCAAUAUGGGAAAUACUCAGGAUCCUCUGGGGUCUGCUAUAAACUUCCGAUACCAUUGAAACUGAAGAAAUGCUGUUUUAAGCGAAGCUUUGUUAAGCAUAUUGCCAGCAUUCACUACCCUGCUUCUUUUAGUUGUCAUCUCACUUGUUUUAGGCAACAGUUUACUUCCUGAUUAUAUACUUCUCUGGUUGUGUUUCUUCUACUGUUUUGUGCAUUUGCUGAUAAAUUGCUUUCUUUCAUUAAUAUAUUAAUUCUAUUACCCUAACUAUUCUCAAGGAUCUUCUCUCUGCCUCUGCUCUUUUUCACUUAUAUUUCUAAGGCUUUAGCUAUUCUUGUCCUUCCUCUUUAUAGCUGAUACUUCCCAUCCUACGUUUGAACAUCCUGGUUAUUCUGAUGUUGGCAUCUUUCACUUCCAUAGACACUAGUAUAAUCUAGCCCUCCAUUUCUUUUCUGGAUUCUCAAAAUGCCUAGACUUGAACUUGUUAGUUUCUCCCUGCUAAAUUAUUUCCUCUACUAUUUACAGCUCUCCCGUAUCUACCAAUGACUUGAUUAUUUGUUCAGUGUUCCAGGCUAAAACACAUAGGGUCUUAGCUACUUCAUCUUUCCUGUUUGUUCUGUCUUUAAAUUGUGGUUCUUGGAUUUUUGUUUUGUUGUUUAUUAGCAAGGAAUCCCAACUCAAACUGCCCCCUUCAGAUUCAGUUUAUCUCUGUCUACUCUUAGCCAUCUCUGUUGUCUCCUUUUUAAUCAACUAUUAUCUUAAAUGUAGUUCCUUAUGGUUUCUUGGAUAUUAUCUGUAAAAUUGAAUUUGACAUUUCUUUUGCCACUUUAUUUAUUCUCCUCAGCUCCUUCCAUCUUUCUUCCCAAAUAAUAUGGCUAUAUAUUUGAAAACCAUUAGAAUUUUCUCAGGGCUUUAUUUUUUAGUAUAAUUAGAUUAUUCCCCCAAUAGCAGUUUAUUUUUUCUCUAUUCAGAUAACAAUGGAAUUUUCUUUUUCUAUUAGACCGGGAGACAAGACCUGAAAAUAAUGUAUCAGCCCCACAGCCUGACAUUUCUGAAGAAGAGCUAUCUCCAGAGGUAAUAGUGGAAAAACACAAAAGAGAUGAUGCUUGGAGCUCCAACGUGCUAGAAAGUUGGAAAUAUGAAGGCAGUUUAGAGAGGCAGCAGGUAAACCAGCAGACACUGCCAAAGGAAAUAAAAGUAACUGAAAAGACAAUACCCACUUGGGAAAAAGGUCCUGUAAAUAAUGAAUUUGGGAAGAGCAUCAAUGUGGUUUCAAACCUUAUAACACAAGAACCAUCUCCUGAACAGAUCUCUACUAAAAGAAGCAUCAAACAGAAUUCAAACCCAGUUAAAAAGGAGAAGUCUUGUAAGUGCAAUGAAUGUGGGAAAGCUUUUAGUUAUUGUUCAGCUCUUAUUCGUCAUCAGAGAACACAUACUGGAGAAAAACCCUACAAAUGUAAUGAAUGUGAAAAAGCCUUCAGCCGGAGUGAAAACCUUAUCAACCAUCAAAGAAUUCAUACUGGAGAUAAACCAUAUAAAUGUGAUCAGUGUGGAAAAGGCUUCAUUGAGGGUCCAUCUCUUACUCAACAUCAAAGAAUUCAUACUGGAGAAAAACCAUAUAAAUGUGAUGAAUGUGGGAAAGCCUUUAGUCAGAGGACCCAUCUUGUUCAGCAUCAGAGAAUUCAUACUGGUGAGAAGCCAUAUACUUGUAAUGAGUGUGGAAAAGCCUUUAGCCAGAGAGGCCACUUUAUGGAACAUCAAAAAAUUCAUACAGGAGAAAAGCCUUUUAAAUGUGAUGAAUGUGAUAAAACUUUCACCAGGAGCACACACCUCACUCAACAUCAAAAAAUUCAUACUGGAGAAAAAACCUAUAAAUGUAAUGAAUGUGGAAAGGCCUUUAAUGGGCCCUCAACUUUUAUCCGUCAUCAUAUGAUUCAUACUGGCGAAAAACCGUACGAAUGCAAUGAAUGUGGGAAAGCCUUCAGCCAGCACUCAAACCUUACCCAGCAUCAAAAAACACAUACUGGGGAGAAACCCUAUGAUUGUGCGGAAUGUGGAAAAUCUUUUAGUUACUGGUCAUCCCUUGCUCAACACCUGAAAAUUCAUACCGGAGAAAAACCUUACAAAUGCAAUGAAUGUGGAAAGGCCUUCAGUUACUGCUCAUCCCUUACUCAACAUCGGAGAAUUCACACAAGAGAAAAGCCCUUUGAAUGCAGUGAAUGUGGAAAGGCUUUCAGUUAUCUCUCAAACCUUAAUCAGCAUCAGAAAACUCAUACUCAAGAGAAAGCUUAUGAAUGUAAAGAAUGUGGGAAAGCUUUUAUUCGGAGUUCAUCUCUUGCUAAGCACGAAAGAAUUCAUACUGGAGAGAAACCCUAUCAGUGUCAUGAAUGCGGGAAAACCUUCAGUUAUGGCUCAUCCCUUAUUCAACAUAGGAAGAUCCAUACUGGAGAACGGCCUUACAAGUGUAAUGAAUGUGGGAGAGCAUUCAACCAGAACAUACACCUUACACAACAUAAGAGAAUUCAUACAGGAGCCAAGCCUUAUGAGUGUGCAGAGUGUGGUAAAGCCUUUCGACAUUGUUCAUCACUUGCUCAACAUCAAAAAACUCACACAGAAGAAAAACCCUACCAGUGUAAUAAAUGUGAAAAGACCUUUAGCCAGAGCUCCCAUCUAACUCAGCAUCAACGAAUUCACACUGGAGAGAAACCCUAUAAGUGCAAUGAAUGUGACAAAGCCUUUAGCCGGAGCACUCAUCUGACUGAACAUCAGAAUACUCAUACUGGAGAGAAACCUUAUAACUGUAAUGAAUGCAGGAAGACUUUUAGCCAGAGCACAUAUCUCAUUCAGCACCAGAGAAUUCAUUCAGGAGAGAAGCCUUUUGGAUGUAAUGAUUGUGGAAAAUCCUUCAGAUACCGUUCUGCUCUCAACAAACAUCAGAGACUGCACCCUGGCAUAUGACCAUUCUAGGAACAUCAUAAAUUUAGGAAAUAUAUUUACUUUAGUUUGUCCUUUUGUAAAGUACUGAAGAAUCACAGUGGAUUUAGAAACUACUUGAAAUCUUUUAAAUUUUCACUAUCAUGUUAUGGAAUGGAAGGUGCAUUGAGCUGAACUAAUCCAAUUGUUAUUAAGCCGCUUUGUGACAUUAGAAAACUCGACUGUUUUAAGCUUAGUUUCCUUUGUGGAAUGAAGGAUUUGGAUUAGAUUAUUUCAAAGGUAGUUUGGAGUUUUAUAAUCAGUUUUGUAUAUUUACAGUAUUUUCUUGAAUGGGUUUACUAUACAUCAGCAUUUUGCUGUGUUGCAUCUAGAAUGUGUAUGUUUAUGCAUGCUUUGCCAAUCAAAUUUGUGCUUUAGUAACUAGAUUGGGGAGCUAGUGCGCUCCUGCUCUAAUGUGUUUAAGUUGUUUAGGUAAAUGGUUCCUAAUAAAAAGAAUUAUAAAACACCCUCAGAUUAACAAUUCAGCUGCAUACAAUAGCCUAACUUAGUAAGAGUAUUAAAACUUACCAUUAUUCCUCU